AGACCCCCAGCAGAGGAUGUUAUAUAGGAUGACUGAACGUUUCUGAGCUCUCCUGGUCCUCAGAGAUCUGUGCUUUUAUUGGAUUAACGUUGGUUAAUCCGUGUGCACCGUAUGGAGUCUCCGGGACCUGCAUGCAGGACGGUUCUGAAUGUUUUCAUGGCAGACUCUCCGGUUACCGGGUGUCUGUGGGGUUAAGCUGCACCCAUGAGCCAGUGUGGGCCAGUCAGACGGGCGUAAGGAGUUUAUAAUAUUACCUUCACCAUAUGGAGCGUCUCACAGCUCUGCGGGUGUCCAGAAGAUCAUGACAGAGGAGCACGCAACAGGCGGCACAUGCCUGUCCCAAUCAGACCGCAGAAUGACUGUAGGAGCAGAGGGCGGGGCUUAUGUCACAAAGGAGGCGUGGCCUGCACAACCACGCCCUUUAUCGCAUGACCAGGUCACAUUAGUAGUUGACAGGACUCAUUUUGUGGUGGAUCCUGCAGUAUUCACAACUUACCCGGAUACCGUGCUUGGGAGUCAUCUACAGCACCAAACUCUACCGCUUCUUCAAGUUCAUCGAAAACAGAGACGUCGCGAAAGCUCUGCUGAAGGAGCGAGGCCUAAAAAACAUUCGCAUCGGGAUCGAGGGAUACCCCACACCUGUAAGGAGAAGGUGAAGCGGCGUCCAGGUGGCAAGUCCGAGGUCAUCUACAGCUACGUCCAGCGUCCCUUCAUCCAGCUGUCCUGGGAGAAAGAGGAAGGGAAGAACAGACAUGUGGACUUCCAGUGUGUCCGCAGCAGGAGCGUCCCGAGCCUCAUCACCGCCAUGGGGGCGGGGCCUACGCGGGACGGGGCCACGCCCACUCCGCAGGUCGACGAGUUAGAUCGGCUGAACGGCCCCGCCCCUCCCAGUCUCGACCAAUGACUGAUGGAUUAAACUGUUGGAUUUGGAACGCUGGACAAUCAUUCAACUCAUUCAUAAUCAUGAGGAUAUAAUUAUUCGCUCAUUAAUAUUCAGCCACUCAUUUCAUAUUCAUAUACACAUUUGACUCAUUUAAUCCGGGCCACUGGUUCAGUCUAGAUGGAUAGUUCAGAUAGAUGACCUUUGAACUUAAAAGUACUUGAGAUCUUUUCACCGUUGUGUCCUUGAGCAAGAUUUUGCCAUUACUGCACUGCACCUAGCUUUGGAUAAACAAUAUUUGCUUAAUCAAUAACUUAAUUAAUCACUUUUUAAGGGCUUUAGAUUAUUAAAGAUAUCAUGCAUUACUUUAGAAAUCAUUUUAGUGAGGAUUUUCUGUCUGUUGGCGCCAUCUAGUGUCAAGGAGCAAGGAGAUGAUGUGUAGAAGAUAGAGUAAAAUAGUGUAAAUAUCACUU
This is a messenger RNA of Sinocyclocheilus rhinocerous, 1353 nucleotides long. RefSeq lists its product as uncharacterized. Gene Ontology annotation, cellular component: cytoplasm. The record is from RefSeq and is a predicted model, not a curated record. The coding region runs from base 302 to 904 and encodes 200 amino acids. Gene Ontology annotation, biological process: positive regulation of phosphorylation. Lineage: Eukaryota; Metazoa; Chordata; Actinopteri; Cypriniformes; Cyprinidae. The transcript has 5 exons.